AUUCUUAUCCAAAGGAAGCUUAUGGUUGUAUCCGAACACAUAUGAUAAAACGCAACGCUAUCGAUGAUGUGUAUUUGAAAAUGGCGCGACGCGGUAACCUCUGUACAAUUUGUACAACUUUCUGAAUACACUUUUAUAAAGCAGUUACCUAAUAAUUGUGGAGUAAAGGAAAAACACGAUUCUUCUGUAUAACUACUAAGCAUAAACCUUUUGACAUUACGGAUGUUUAAUCUUUCGAAUCGAAUAUAAUUUCAACAUUCGUCCAACUAUUUUUAUUCGUAAAAAUAUCAUGCUACUGGAAUGAAAAUUUGUUAUACCGCCAAACGUAUGCAUCGUACAUACUAUUAUCCGCAUAAUAGAAAAACCUGUAGAAAUUUGUCUACAGCUUGCUUAAGUUUCAUCAUUUUCGUAAAAUAUCGAUACACACGGUGGUUUGGGCGUGGUGUAUCUGUUCCCCGAAUAAAGUUGGUACUUCAAUUACCAAGACCGCAAGACCACUCAAGACUGAUGUAUUUACGAUAAAAUAUUGUACAAUCAAGGUUAACUCCGAAAAUUCAUUCUAAAGGAAUUUCUAAGGUUGCGAGAUAAGGUAUUUAUGAGUCAGCCAUUCAGUUGUGUCACGGUAAUUGCACGAAGUAUAUUUGAAGAUUUUUUGGAGUGAAAAACUUUUGGUUUCUCAGUUUAAAACAAUAUUUUGGACAAUAUAUUUGAGAAGAAAAUCAUUUUUGACCACUUACCAGAAAAAUGUCCAAUGUCGGUAAUUUGGAACAACAAAUUGCAAGUUUGCAAAUUAAUCAUGGAGAUAAUGUCGCAACUAUCAAGCCUGGAAAGAAGGUGGGACCAGCUGUUCCUCCUAAACCAAAAAAAUCACAACCCCAGAAUUUGUUCCAGAUACCACAAAGUUACACUAUAAAGGUUCCAUCUGUGCCAUCGUACAGUACUGUACUUAACAAUUCCGGAACGAAUGAGAAAUCAUCAAAUUUAUACAUGAAUUCUCCUUCGUCAUAUGUGCCAUUAAAUAUGGAAAAAAAUGAUUUUUCAUUGUCAUCGUCCACAAAUGGAAAAGAUGUUCAUAAAAGUUAUCAAAACAACGAGAAUUAUUACGCGCACCAAAUAGAGGAGAAGUUCGAACCGAAAUAUGGUUACGAUGAAAAAAAUUACUACUCGAAUAUUGGAAAUAUACCUGCUCCUCAAGUUCCAGUCGACGAUCAUUCAAGAUCAAUGAGAAACGUUGUAUACAGCAAUAUAGAUCCUCCGAUAUCCAUGCCAGUUAAUAAAACUGGGCCUAAGACAGAAAAAGACAUUAUCUACAGUAAUAUUCAAUGGAACUCUAAACCAGAGAAUACAUAUUGCAAUAUACCCGCUGCUGCUCAUAACAAUGAUGACUUACCACCACCACCAGAACCCUCAGAAUACGUUCCUUGUGUACCAGGCAAUUCUUUCCCGCCUCCACCCGAAGAACUACCACCUCCGCCAAGUCCUGUAUCUUCCAGCUACAGUGAAUUAAGACGUGCCACUUAUCAAACAGAUUUUCCUUCGGAUAAUUAUCCAAACGAUAUUUAUGGUCCAAGCUCGCAAUCCAGUUCGACGUACGAAUCUAUAUACGAACCGAUUAAUCCCAGACCGCCAUCGCAGCUUUCUUGUAAUUAUUCCAUGUAUUCUGGUUACGGAUCAGCUACGUCCACGCAGCCACAAGGGAAAGUAUCUCCGGUUAAAGAAGUGGAUGUUCUGACCGACCUGUUAGUCCAAGGAAUGGAGGAUAAUGCCGAAGAUGCCGACAUUUAUGGAAUUUGUGCACAAUGCGGUCGUAAAGUCGAAGGCGAAGGUACCGGUUGCUCCGCGAUGGAUAAGGUGUUUCAUAUCGACUGUUUUUGUUGUUACGUUUGUAAAGUAAAUCUACAGGGUAAACCGUUUUAUUCGUUGGAAAGCAAACCGUACUGCGAGGAAGAUUAUUUGAAUACUUUGGAAAAAUGCUGCGUUUGUACCAGACCGAUACUCGAUAGGAUAUUAAGAGCCACAGGAAAACCUUAUCAUCCAUCCUGUUUCACGUGCGUAGUUUGUGACCAAAGCUUAGACGGUAUACCUUUCACGGUAGACGCAACGAACCAAAUUCACUGUAUACAAUGUUUCCACAAGAAAUUUGCUCCACGUUGUUGCGUUUGUAAAUUACCAAUUAUGCCAGAACCAGGGCAGGACGAAACUGUACGGGUUGUAGCAUUGGAUCGUAGUUUCCACAUUCAGUGUUACAAAUGCGAAGACUGUGGGUUAAUUCUUUCUUCCGAUUCCGAAGGACGCGGAUGUUAUCCUCUGGAUGAUCAUGUACUGUGUAAAAGUUGUAACGCUACUCGCGUGCAAGCACUGACAUCACACAUGACGACUGAAUUGUAAAUCGUACAAGCAGACUAACUCUGUGCAUAUACUAUGCUAUUGCAUUCGUAGUAGUUGUUGGGGAAAUCUUGAACGUAUUUAGACGAGUACAUUGUUAAAAAUAGUUUUCAAAGAACUUUGCGAAUCGAAUCCUUUUUACAAAUAUUCACUGAGGAGAAUAAGCUAAUUUCCAUCAAAAUUACUAUUAUUUUCUGUACACUGCCAUAAUCAAAAUGCCAAGAAUUUUUUAUACCUUUAUAACUAUAUAUUAUUCGCUAUAAAGUGAAUAAGUAAUAAUUAAAGAAAUUUUAAAGCCGAACGAUGAUUGUCGUAAUCAAAAGUACGUCCUCGAAAUAAUUAUUGUUCACUAGGCUACUACGGUGAUCGAUGUGAUUUUAACGAUAUUUUGCAUAUGCGAUAAACGUAAUAUCUAAUGUCGAGGUAUAAAAGUAUGCGAAACGAAAUUCACAUAAUAGAGCGCGUCAAUGAGAUAAAUGAGAUACGAAAGAGAAAUUGUGCAAUUUAUAUGCUCGUUUUUAUUAAUGAAAAAUAUGUAAAGUGUAUACUCCAAUAUACCGAACUUGUUAUUGUAUUUAGAUCUCCGCUUUAUGGUAAAACAUGUGAUACGAUAGAAUUAAUACAGUGUAUUAGUGCAAAUACCUUACAUUAUACUGUGUCUACUUAGUAAACGAAAAGACUAAAUAUAUAGUAAGUAAUAGGACUUAAUUAUAAACUGUACUGUUGGAAUAAAUAUCGAAUUAAUAAAAUAUCCAAUAUAUCGAACGAACAAAUGUAAUUUCAGUUCGAUUAUUUUUACGUUGUGUCGAGGAACGAGAAACGAGAAACGAGAAACGAGAAACGAGAAACGAGAAAAGAAAAAUGAAAUUAUAAACAAGAAAGGUAAAUUCACAAAUACAGUGUAUAUGUACUGGAGCAUUGUAUAUUUCAUAUCUUUUAUGAGAUUUUAUUAUUAUAUAUUUGCAGGAGAGAUUCACACUUAUUUUAGUCUAUACCUUUUCUUCGCUAUGUCUCUUCCAUCUAUAUAAUGUUCAUGCACAGAUAUUUUUAUUUUAUUUUCUUUUUAAAUAUAUGCAUCCCUUACACGUAAUAUAUUUUUUUUUAUUAUCAUCGAGUACUUAGAUAGAUUUUUGUUGUACAACCUACAUGUCAUUUUAUGUAUAAGUUAUGUUUUUUUUUAAUACAUCAAUUUUUGUGUUUUAGGAGCUGCAUGCUUCGUAGAUUGUGGAACGUGUCUCAUCGAUUUUCUCUUCGAAGAAAUGAACUCUAUACUCAAGUGUUACACUAGUUAACGUUUCUUAACGAGCAAAACAUAAAACCAUCGACUGGUAUAUAUGUUUUUUAAGAUUGUCCUAUAUUAGCUUUUUACAUUCUCAGAAGUUAUUUAGUUAACCGUUUAUCUUAAGAUUAUCUUAACAGCGCUAUAAACAAUACUAAUUUAGAAACGAAAGAAAAAUCAAAACGAAAAUAAGCGACUGUUCGUAAUAAGAAAACCUUUGAACGAGUACCAAUAAAAGCUACUUUACCGUAUAACAUAUCAUACAUACGCGUACGGUAAUCCACAAUCGUAGAAAGCAUACCGCUUAUACCGUGUAUAAUAUACAUCAAUUAUAUAUCUAUAUUGAACUACGCAUACCCUCUAAUAUCUAUCUUAGAUUUUUAUAUUAUAAUAUACUUUUCGAAGUAUAUAUUAUAUAUUUUAUGUCGUAUCAGCACCAUUCUACGUUGAAUUUAGUACAUGAAUUACAACCGCGAUUAAACGACUCGUUUCCUAGCACACGUUUCAUUUAUUAGACCGGUACCAAACUGAACAUAGAAUCGUACUUUGCAUUUCUUCUUACAUGUAUAUAUGUAUGUGUGUGUUUGUUUGUUUGUUUGUUUCUGUGCACGCGCGUGUGUGUGUGUAUAUAUAUAUAUAUAUAUAUAAUAUAUAUUUGUGUGUAUGUACGUGUUGCGCGUGUGCUAGUUAUGUAUGCAUUGGUAAUGUAUACGCGUGUAGCGUGUGAGAAACAGUAUCGAUACAACGACACACGAAUUCUUACACACAUAAAACUAUCUUCCUCUUUUCGUUUAACUUGCAUGCAAUAAUCACAGCCACCAAUCCAAGUUCACGCUCAAGCACACCCAAAGUACAUACCCUUAUGAUACUCGCAUUUCAUAUACCUUCUAGCAUACAUUUUUGUUUCUUUUCGUUCGUUAAUAUCUAUCUUUCAUAUAUGUAUAUAUAUAUGUACUAUAUACUAUACACAUAUAUAUAUAACAUAUGCAUAUAUUUAUAUGUAUGUAUAUAUGUAUAUUGCUGGAGAUAUCCUUUCGUGUAUUAUACAUAGAAAUAGGUGCCGAAACGAGCUGCUCAGGGUUUUUAUCUUCGAUUACGUGUUAUUAAUAAUAUCGUUUUCUGUACCAUCGUAAUAUGAGAGAAAGAAAAGGGGGCUCGUGCGACUCGGAUGCCACAAAUGGGAUGAUGAUUUUUUUCCUCGCUUUACUAUUUUCCUUUUCUCUACGUGUACCAUCCUAAAAUCAUCGUUUCUAAUUAAACUUCCUUUCCCAAUUUCCUUCUUUUUUUUUUUUUCUCUAAACAGCAUACUUUCACACUUUCAAAUUCGCUGGGUGCUGGUGGGCCAUGAUCGGCCUGUAAAUCAAUAAAUAAAUAGAGGAACAACAUUCUUCAAACAUCUUUUUUUUUUCUUAUAACAACAUUAGAGGCUCUUGGAACGUAACGCAACAAAUGUUCAACAAUACAAUUACGAAAACAAAUAGAAGGCACUCUUGCAUUUCUUUUUUUUCUUUUUUUUUUUCUUUCGUCAAUAAAUUAAUUUCUUUCGUAACGACUCACGGGUAAUCUAUGCGUCCUAGGCCUUUGUCGUCUGUUCAACUACAUACUCCUCGAAUAUAUAACCUUUUUUUUUUUUUUCACUUUUCACUCUCUCCUCGUGUCUCUCUCCCUUUUUGUAUCUUUUAUUUUCUUUGUUUCGUUUAAGCUUCUUUUAUAGUCUUUUCUUCUUCCUUGUCUACGUUGCCGCGACAUCUAAAUCACAGCGCCACAAGUUCCGGCAUCGUUCUCAGUUUCCGGUAUCCUCGCUUUUUUAUUAUUUUUCUUUUUUUAAAUAGAUAAUAAUAGCUACAAUAUGCGAGAUAUGAGAUAACAAAUUGUCUCAUUUAUAGAUAAAAGAAAUUCACAUUCAUAACAAUUAGGUAGAAUAUCAUUUAACCCUUUUUAUAUUAUAAUAAUUUAAUUAUUGUUAUUUGCUUGGAAGCUCACAGCCGACACAUUUAUUUAAUUCAGUAUUACAUUUUUUUUCUUUUUUAUCGUUUUUUUUUUUUUAUCGUAUUCAUUUGUUGGGUACAGGGCAUCAUCUCUUUUUUCCUCUUUUUUUUUUAAUUCGUUUUGUAACAACUACUUUGUUACGAUCAUCUUUUGUCCCUUUUUUGCGCGCAGAUAAUUUGUCGAAAUAAAAAAAAAAGAAAC
Molecule: messenger RNA, 5854 nt
Organism: Megachile rotundata (alfalfa leafcutting bee)
Lineage: Eukaryota; Metazoa; Arthropoda; Insecta; Hymenoptera; Megachilidae
Gene: Zyx
Product: lipoma-preferred partner zyxin
Biological process (GO): cell-cell adhesion
Cellular component (GO): stress fiber; focal adhesion
Source: RefSeq, a predicted model, not a curated record